Messenger RNA from Ceutorhynchus assimilis (cabbage seed weevil), 6653 nucleotides. The record is from the annotation of a GenBank genome assembly. Lineage: Eukaryota; Metazoa; Arthropoda; Insecta; Coleoptera; Curculionidae.
GGAUACCUGACUGAAGACAAGUGCCGAAAACGUACCGCCACCUUUUUUAGUUGUGUGUCUUUUGUGUAUUGUAAACUUUUUUUUGUGGAUAUUUUUUCUUUUUUGGAUUUCUGUUUUCAACUGGACAUUUUGUUUCAGCCAAGACAUCAUCAAAAUAGUAUCGGUAAUGGAUAAAUCUGGUUUCUAGUUCAAAUAACGAGAAAGCCACGAGAUCAAUUAACACCUAAAGGAUCAUGGACGCCGACAGCAGCUACGGCGGCAGCGACACCGCUCAAGAUUCGCACUCGGCUCACGAGCACAAUUCACCCUUCAAUGACGUCACAACGACCGCCGUGCACAGCAUUGACGAAUCUCCUUCACCUGCCAACCACCAGUACUACCACAAAAACGAAGUCACCUUGCCUAUUCACUACGACGAACCCGAUCGGAGCACUUCGUCAAAAUCCAAAGAGCCUCACUACAUGUCAACUGUCAAUUUGAAUAUCAAACAAAGCUUGGAGAAUCACAGCAAUUUGGAAGAGAUGAGCAAAAAUUAUAGGAGCACGAAUUAUUUGAAUGCCGAUGACGAACAGGAAGGAGGCAAAAAAGAUGUCGGCAUCGAGAAUCCUGCUUUCGAUGACGACGAACCUGUCAAAAAAGUUAAAAGUACCUUUGACAAUUCCAAGCCGUACAAUGGCGAAAUGGCACGAAACUUGAAGAAACAUGAAGAGCCAACCACUGAAGCUGUCAACUUGGAAUUGAUCAAUUUGAAACCGGCGUCCGGCAAAGACGUUGCCGGACCGUACGAAAAUGGCCUCAAUGGCGUCACCAGUAUUCCUGUCAAAAAAGAUGACGAUGCAGAAAUGGGCAACCCCUACGACGAAUAUUUCGUACCUGUCAACGAACAUAGAAAAUAUAUGAGAGGCGAAAAACUCUACGUCACGAUGGACAAGCGCAACAAGAAAAGUCGCAACAAGUGUCUCUGUUGGACGGUGUGCUUGUGCAUAGUAGCGGGCGCUUUGAUAAUAGGAAUUUUAGCGGCUGUUGGUGUGAUAGGUAACCAAGGCCCGAUGCAACCAAAAGAAAUCACUGCUAGGCACUUUGACGGUGCCGAAGCCCAAGUAAAAGGUGCGGCAGUUUUUGGUACCGCCAGUGACCUUCCUCCAACCCCCGGACCUCCAUUGAGUACCGUUUCAAGCCUGCUACCCUCUACUGAUACUUCAAUGAUCGAAGUUCCUAGAGCUCUAGAGUCGGAAAUAGUGAUUGACAAUUUGGAGUUUUCUGAUGCUUUGUUGGACAAAAAUAGCUCGCAAUAUCGAACAUUGGCCGAAUCUCUGGAAACCGAACUUAAGAAGGCUUUGUUUUCCAAUGACAUGCUCAAAUAUGGCUCGUCUGACAUCGAAAUCAAAAUUAUGGACUUUUUGUCGGGAAGCGUUGUUGUCAAAUAUCGCGUCGCUUGGAGGUUCAAGGAGGGAAUCCACAACGCCAAAGACCCGAUCAGUCCCGAAGCGCUCCGAAGAAAAAUCGAUAAUGUUUUGCAACGUAAUGGCGGCCUGAUGGAUACUUAUCAUUUAGCUGACAGGCCAAUGGAAACUCGGAAAAUCAUGGAUUUAUGCCAGAUUCAGAACAAUGGCUGCGAGCAUUUGUGCUUGUUCGAUUAUGGCAAGAGUUUGAAUUUCAUUUGCACUUGUCCUGAAGGACAGAUUUUGGCCGAGAAUGGCAAAAAUUGUGUUGACUUACAUCAUGGGGAACCUUCGGCUGAACCAGAACCUUCGGCUGAACCGGAACCUUCACCUGAACCUGAACCUGCACCUGAACCUGAGCCAACAUCCUCAAAGCCUUCCGCUGAACCAGAACCAGUAGCGGAGCCAGAGCCUACUGCUGAACCAGAACCUUCUCCAUCUCCAGAACCUUCCGCUGAACCGGAAUCUGCAGCUGAACCUGAGCCAACAUCACCAGAGCCUUCUGCUGAGCCAGAGCCAGAGCCUACUACUGAACCAGAAUCUAAAGCUGAACCUUCUCCAUCUCCUGAGCCUGCUGCUGAACCUUCUCCAUCUCCUGAGCCUGCUGCUGAACCGGAACCUGCCCCAGAGCCAACUGCUGAACCUGAACCUUCACCUGAGCCUUCAUCGUCUGCCAAAUCUGAGCCUUUAGAAUUAUUCAAUUCAACUGAAACCGAGCACAUAUUUAUUCAUGAAGACCAUCAAACUGAAGAACCGAAGCCUGAACCAGAACCCAGUUCAACUGAAUCAGUCUUGAUUAACCAAUCAGAAACCACCGUGAAACAAGCAAUGACUCAUGACGGCCAUAGUGAAUCAAGACACUUCAACCAUGACCAUGUAAUUUUGGCUGAAGAUUCCACCAAUGCAAAUAUUGUACCAGACGAUCAUACCAAUUUAGACAAUGACGACGAAUAUCAUUUUGUCAAUGAAGAAGCCACCUAUUUGGAACCAGAAAUGAAAACUGAAGAAUCUUCAACAGAAAAAGGUAAAGUAGAAGCCAUUACCACAACUGAAGCAAUUGAGGUUACAAGUAAAAUUGAAGAAGCAACAGUAAAUGUUACAAUCAAGCAUGAAGAAGCUACAACUGAACAAUUAGAAGUUAAAACUGAAGAAAUUAGGCACCAAGAAACAACUACUGAAGUUAAAGCAACAACUACAACUGAAGAAAAUGGCAUUCCACAUCUCAUUCCAGUUGUAGUAGGAAAUCCUACUACAACUACCGAAACUACAACAACUACUGAUCUAUUUUCAGACAUAAAAAUGAAUCAGCUAAAAACCCUCGAUGUAGUGACUCCUGCAGCUGAAGUAUUCACUACAAGUCCUUCAUCAACAUUGAAUCACACCUACCAGAAUCAGAUAAUGAACAUUGAAGAAGGCGAGCCAAAAAUCAUCGAACUCGCUUCAACAACAAUGAACCAAACAACCGACCAAAUCUUGGAGCACAACAUGUCGCCAUUUUUGCCUGAAAUUGAAAACGACACUUUAGUCAACAUUUUACAUUCGGACGAACAUUUUAUCGGCCAUCCGACUGAAUCGCAUGAUUCCCUGGAAUCUAAACCCAACAGUUUAGAGAAUGAUCAGCUAAAUCACACAAAUCCGUAUGAUCCACAUCCCACUGACAUUUCAAGUUUAGGAAUUUUGCCUUUAUUAGAAAACGAAGAUAAUGAAAUCGGAGGAGAAGAUACAAAAAUUAAGAGUACUACAACUACAAUAAAGGCAACAGAAAUUGAAGAUACGACAACUACAAUAAAGGCAACAGAGAUUGUAGACGAGGUUGCUACAACAACUACAAAAAUUGAUGUAAAUGAAGCAACUACAACUAGAUUGGUUGAAGAAAAUAUAACUCUUCCUCCAGAGAUAUACAAUAAUGUUCAUAGUAAUAGCUUUUUUGAAAAGGAGCUCAAAGAACCAAUUAUUGAAGAAGUUACAACCAAUAAUGACUCUAGCACUGAAGACUUAAUUGCCAUGGAAACUACCACUAAUAAUGUAGUAGAAGAUGUUACUACACAACAACCUGAAAUUAUGGAAACUACUACAAACAACACAGAAGAAUCUUCUACAACCUACCAAGUUAAAGAAUCAUCUGUAGCUGAUAUAACAACAACAGAGCGGCUGUUUGUCACAGCUAGGCCUACAAUCGCUAUAGAAACCGAAGAAGAUCUUUCUGUAGCUCCUCUAGACAGUUUCAACAGCAUAGAAGAGCAAAGUGUCAUGGACAAAUUCAACCUUAAAGAAUACGAAAAAAUAGACGACAAGGAUUUGUUUAAAGUGCCUGAGAAUGCUACUACAACCAAAGAGGAUCCACCAAUGACAACCACACAAGAACCUAGCGAGUUUGCUAAUGCCACGUCAAGUUCCGAUGACGUCAAGCCUGUUACUGAAGAUUUUACGUUGUUUAGUUUUCCAAGAUGCGCAACCGGUCAAUUCCAAUGCGCCAACGGUACAUCAGUAAAAGAUGGCAGCUAUUGUAUACCGGCAAACGACAGGUGCGACUCCGUUUCGGACUGUACUGACGGUUCCGAUGAACUAGGUUGUACCGAAGAAGGAUGUCCCAAUAAUUUCAAGUGCGCCAGCGGACAAUGCCUGAAGCGCCAUCUAGUUUGCGACGGCAUCCUGAAUUGUAACGACGGCAGUGACGAAGCAGGAUGCGAUUCUUGGUCGUGUAACUUUGACGAAUUUGCCUGCAAACAAGGCAAACGUUGUUUGCCGUUUUCGUGGAAAUGCGACGGCCGGUCUCAGUGUCCGGACGGUUCGGACGAGCAACACUGUCACAUGACUCAGUGUCAAAACAACUCGUUCCAUUGCUCGGAACAGGAUUCUUGCAUUCCGGACAGUUGGCGGUGUGAUGGUACAAAUGACUGCGCCAACAGUGAAGACGAAAAACUAUGCGAAUGCAGCAGCGAACAAUUUAAAUGUCAAAUGGGCGGUGGUUGCAUUGACAAAAAGCUGCGCUGUGACGGGAUUCCACAAUGCGCAGACCGUUCUGAUGAGUGGCAAUGUCUAGUAUUACAAACGGUCGGCAAUGAAGAUCGCAUUUUACAUAUCCAGCUUGAAAACGACACAUUUUCUCCGAUUUGCCUGGACGAAAACGCCUGGAACGCCACCUACAAUGACAUGGCAUGUAACAUUUUGGGAUAUCCAGGAUCUAUCCAAUUAAAAUCAGUUGAUAAACCACUAGAAAUUGACGUCAAAGAUUAUUACAAGUUGGAAAUCAAAUCUCCCAAGCUGUCAUUGGUGUCACAACUUGUCAAAGUUGACAAGUGCAGCACAGUUGCAAAACUGCAAUGUCAAGAAUUCAGUUGUGGUAGUACCAAUACAGAACGAGUACCGCAAGCUCGUUUAAUGGGCGGUAACAAGGCGGCAGCCACUCAAUGGCCAAGUCUGACUCUGCUCUACGACAAAAAGCGCAACAUUCAAUGUACUUCUACUCUGAUUGCUCCCAUGUGGGCUUUAGCCAGCUACUCUUGCGUAGUUUCUCAGGACAACACGAUUCCAAAUGCAGAGGAGUGGGUGGUGUACGCAGGUAGUACCAGUUUCUUCAAUGGAGCCGACAAUUCUAGUACUCAAGUCGGUAAAGUCAAGGAAAUUGUGCCGCAUCCACAGGCGAAAUAUUCACACUACGAAUACUUAAACGACAUUGUCCUUGUCCAACUGUCAAAACCUUUUAAUUUGGAUCAAAACGUCAGUACUGCCUGUCUGCCAAAUAAGGACAUUGAACCGAGACAGCUUUGUGUACUAUCUGGGUGGGGUAUCAGCAAACCUGGAGACCCGAACAAGGAGCAGUACCUUCAUUAUUUACCAGUCCCAAUUAUCGACAACGAAGAAUGCAACUCUACCAAGCACUACAAUGGAACAAUGAACUCUGAUAAAAUAUGCGCCGGGUACAUUGACUCAGAAAAAUCUCCUUGUUACAACGAUGAAGGUGCGCCACUGAUGUGUCACUCCGAAGAAACCAACCGGUGGGAAUUGCAAGGCGUUCUGAGCCAUCACGAGAAUUGCGGCGUCAGCAAACAUCCGGCCAUUUAUUCAGCAGUAAAUGUCAAACUCAGAAGCUGGAUUGGCAACACUGUCGGUGUCGCUUUAUUGGAAAAGGACAAGACAUGAAUCGUAUACGAGCAAAAGAGAGCUGUGAUUUUAUUUUGAAUUUUUGAAUAUUACUUUGUAUAGACUGUGUAUAGUUUUAUAGAGAUUUUUUUGUUUUUGGCUCGGAACACUUUGUUUUGAGACAAUAAUCACUGUAAAAUAAUGCAAAACUUAUGUGCUCAAUGUAUUUCUAGUACUUAAUUUUGACUCUAUAGGUGGCGCUCGUAUCAGAAGCACACAUCCUUGUUUUUCACAUGGGUUUAAAAAAGGAUGACGAUACUACUUAUGUGCUAUUAUUGACACUUGCGCUUUCUAGAAGAUUAACUAAUUUUUUCCAUAACUUUAUUAUAGUAUAGCCAUAUUCAUUACCAAGAAACGCUGUCAUUGGCGUGCAUCUAUUUUUAUUACCAGUAAUUUUAAGUUUGAAAAAAUGCUCUUGUAAAGGCAGCUUAACAUUAAUGGCGAUUGAACUUUUUUUUGACAGUUUGACGCAUUGUUUAUCUGUCAUUUGUCAAAAGUGCAAUAAUCGCUACGAGUGAAAUGUAAAUAGUGUAAAUUAAGUUGUUAUCUUUUUUCUUUUGGUCUUUUUUUUAGGUUAACCAUCUUCAUUAUUCUUAUAAAAUAAUAAUAAUAAGGAAAAUUACACUCCGUCCCGAUAAUAUGUGAUUGCUAGUCAAGCAUCUUUGUGCCAAUUAUGAUUGCGCAGUUGAAAAAUUUCUGACCGUUUUGUUGUAAUUGGGCACGUAGAUGACGUCACACAUAACCUCAAGAUGGAGGCGUUUUAAGGUCUAUUUUUACACGCAGGCGCCUAUUACGUCAAAAAUCAUAUUAGCCUAUCCAAAAUACGUGACUUUUGACAAGCAAAAUAUGUCCGGAAAGGGUUUUGUAUGCCUCUUGGCAGACAUUUUGACUUGAGUUUGACAGCAUCUUGGAUAGUCGAAUAACGUCACUUUGAAUAAAAUGUCAUUGUGAGGUUAUGUGUGUGACGUCAGCUAUGGUGCCUAAUUUGUAAAUAUGUUUUUUUUUUUAGUAAUUAAUGUCCAGUAAUUUGUAUUAAACAUUUAAUAUUUCAAUAAACAUAAAAAUAUU